GAGCGGGUAGGUGAGCGCGUUCAGCCAGGGGGACCAGGCGCCGUCGGGCUGAGAGAUUCGCGCGACACCCGCACCAUGAGACCGGAGGCGGCCGGAGUCCGGGAGGCGCGGGGACGCCUCUGCCACUGUCCGGGGGAUGAUCCCGGGAGGCUACCGCUGCCACGCGGGCCCGAAAGUUCCAUUCCAGCCCCGUGGAGACCGUGGAUGUCGCCUCCCCCCGGAGAUGCUGAACUGACCAGAACUGAACGUCCGUGUGAGUCUUGGGGAGACCAACACACAUCGGGAUCAAAGGGAGCCUUUGGAUUCCAGCAUCCUGUCAGACUUUACUUACCCGUUUCAAAGCGUCAAGAAUACCUUCAGAGUUCUGGGGAAAAAGUGCUGGCCAGCUUCCCAGUGCAAGCCACCAUUCAUUUCUACAACGAUGACUCUGAGUCUGGCUCUGAGGAGGAACAAGAGGAGGAGGCCCAGCCCAACCACCUUCAGUGCCUGGAGGCAGAAGUCAGGGAUUCUGCUCAGGAGGAAAGGGCAGAAUAAAGCUGGCAAGCCUGGGAUGAAGGAGUGGCCUCCGGGAAGGGUCAGCUGCCUGCAGGUGACACUGCAGGGGGCAGCGAGAGCUCUAGCAAAUGAAGGGAGCCUCUCUCUCAUGCUGGUCACUGUGUCCUGGGGACAGCCUUGCCUGCCAGGACCCAGCCUCUUCUCCAGAUUCCUGUGUUGGAAGUUCAGAGGUUGGACUGUGCUCAGUGCCUGCUGAGGCCAGGAACUCCACUUUCUUAUUUUUCCUGAUGUGUGUGUCUGACUGUAUGUCUGUCUCUGUGUGUCUGUCUGUGUGUGUGCACACAUGUGCUCAUGCGUACUUUUGAGGAAAGGUGCCUGAUGGGAAGGUGUUCUCAGGAAGAAGGCCUCCGGAUGGAGCUCACUGCUGCUCUGAAAAUGACUCCUCCCUAAACCUCACCACCCCUCUCUUGUCCAGAGACCCAUUUUCUAGUGAUUCUCCCUUCGUAAAAACAAUGUAGACGUUAACUCCCAUUUUAAGAGUUCAUUUGCAGGGCUGGAGAGAUGGCUCAGCAGUUAAGAGCACUGACUGCUCUUCCAGAGGUCCUGAGUUCAAUUCUCAGCAACCACAUGGUGGCUCCCAACCAUCCGUAAUGAGAUCUGAUGCCCUCUUCUGGUGUAUCUGAAGACAGCUACAGUGUGCUUAUAUAAAUAACAUAAAUAAAUCUUUGGAAAAAAAAAAGAAGUAAGAAGAUAUGAUCUCUUUAGGAGAUAAAAUAGCUGUUUCUGAGAACUGUGUGUUUAAGUGUAUAUGUUGUAAGGGUUAAUUCUUAUUACUUGGUGACCAGCCUGGUCUUGUUAUUUGCAUGAAAUGAUACUGUUAAAGUUUCUUAUGUAAGAUUAUUUUGAAUUUUAUUAUUUUGAUAACCCAAGGACUCUGCUCCUCAAACUUCUCCCUAAUUAUCUUUCUGGAAUCCAUCUUCCCACACACACCACCCUGUAUGAAUUUCUACUUGGAAUAAAAUAUUUUGAAAGAA
Mus musculus (house mouse) is the source of this 1529-nucleotide messenger RNA. RefSeq names its product ripply transcriptional repressor 3 (gene Ripply3). Gene Ontology annotation, cellular component: nucleus. Bases 76 to 534 code for a protein of 152 amino acids. The record is from RefSeq and is marked validated. Lineage: Eukaryota; Metazoa; Chordata; Mammalia; Rodentia; Muridae. The transcript has 4 exons.